AUGUACUCAAUCUGUUUGUACCUAAACACGGCAGCUACAGAAGUUAAUGGUGCAAAGAACCUUUGUCGCUUGAGCAUAGCAACUGUUAUUAUGGUAUCGAACAGCAGCACAAAUAGUUCUCAUUGUUUGCAGCAGCAGCAAAAUCACAAGAAAAAAGACUCAAGCGCUGCCACGCGAUCCAAGACAAGUUUCCGGCUUGAUAAGGAUAAGUUGAAGGGAAAAGAUGGUCUUGUAAAGAUUAAUUUCCCCGCUGAAGAUCUUCGUGACAUUGGCGUACGUCAAGCUAUUCAUGACGCCUUUAAAGCUGAAAGAAUCGGGUUAUCAAGUGGGAUGGUGGAGGCAAGGAGGAGAUUCAUUGCAGGAUUCGAAAUUCCCUUGAGAGCCAAAAUCAAAGUUGCCAACUAUAGAGACCUACGACUUGAUGUGGGUAUGUGGUACCAACGACCAUCUCGUGUACAAAGAUGCAGGCCUAUUAUCCAUCCAUGUCCACCUCCUAAUGUGUGGAUCGAG
Paraglomus occultum is the source of this 510-nucleotide messenger RNA. NCBI's taxonomy places the organism in Eukaryota, Fungi, Glomeromycota, Glomeromycetes, Paraglomerales, Paraglomeraceae. The record is from the annotation of a GenBank genome assembly.